Hibiscus syriacus is the source of this 825-nucleotide messenger RNA. RefSeq names its product probable serine/threonine-protein kinase At1g01540. NCBI's taxonomy places the organism in Eukaryota, Viridiplantae, Streptophyta, Magnoliopsida, Malvales, Malvaceae. Gene Ontology annotation, biological process: protein phosphorylation. The record is from RefSeq and is a predicted model, not a curated record. The transcript is spliced from 6 exons. The coding region runs from base 1 to 690 and encodes 229 amino acids. Gene Ontology annotation, molecular function: protein kinase activity; ATP binding.
AUGAAUAUAAUCCUGGGAACAGCAAAAGGGUUAGCGUACCUUCAUGAGGGGCUUGAACCUAAAGUUGUUCACCGUGAUAUUAAAUCAAGCAACAUCCUUCUUGACAAGCGUUGGAAACCCAAGGUUUCGGACUUCGGCCCAGCCAAGCUCUUGGGAUCUGACAGCAGCUACAUUACAACUCGAGUUAUGGGAACAUUUGGUUAUGUAGCUCCUGAAUAUGCUAGCACUGGUAUGCUGAAUGAAAGAAGUGAUAUGUAUAGCUUUGGGAUUCUUAUUAUGGAAAUAAUUACCGGGAGGAAUCCGGCUGAUUAUAGCCGGCCUCCAGAAGAGGUGAACUUAAUUGAAUGGCUUAAGAAGAUGGUUGCUAACAGGAAUCCAGAGGGAGUGUAUUGGAUCCCAAGCUACCUGAAAAAACCUACUUCAAGAGCAUUGAAGCGAGCUCUACUUGUAGCUUUAAGAUGUGUAGACUCAAAUCCGCAAAAGCGACCAAAUAUGGCACAUGUCAUACACAUGCUUGAAGCUGAAGAAUCCCCCUCCAAAGAUGAUAAUACUAGAGCCGGAAGGGAUGCAGGACACUACAUUGUGACAGCACUAAGAAUGAAUCGGCAGAGAAAAUGGUGGCAGACUCGGAUCACCAUGAAGUUGCAGUACAUGCUGAUGGUGCAUAAUCAUGCUUUCGUGAUACCAUGAAUGCGAAGAAGAAAAGCAUCGGCUAUAAUCCGAAGUUGUUUGAGGUGAAUUGCACAUUCUUGGUUUCUUGUUUAACAUCUUGGAAUGCCAAUUACAUGAUCCCUUUCGUUUUUUUUUGGGUAAAUUAUCAUUAUA